This is a messenger RNA of Stereum hirsutum FP-91666 SS1, 2530 nucleotides long. Its product is annotated as ubiquitin-protein ligase. The coding region runs from base 90 to 2321 and encodes 743 amino acids. The transcript is spliced from 17 exons. NCBI's taxonomy places the organism in Eukaryota, Fungi, Basidiomycota, Agaricomycetes, Russulales, Stereaceae. Gene Ontology annotation, cellular component: anaphase-promoting complex. Gene Ontology annotation, molecular function: ubiquitin protein ligase binding. The record is from RefSeq and is a predicted model, not a curated record. Gene Ontology annotation, biological process: ubiquitin-dependent protein catabolic process.
CUGGUCCUGCUGGGAUUUCUCUUUUGUAUUUUUGGGCUUCUUCUUAUUUGGAUAGAGGUUCUCGAGAUCGAGACCGACAGAAAUUUGGCAUGGCUUCGGACGCCGUUCGUACCCAGGUCACUGCUAAAUGGCAAGAGGCCUUCAAUCGCCUCAAUCGUGGCGCACCUGGCAUAACUGGGCUUAUGACAUUCAGUGAGGCAUGGACUAUAGCUAGCGACUUUCUCUACCCUCGAAACUUGGGAGACCCUCCAAAGGACUUCAAUUCGAGACGUGUCAGGACCGCCUUUGAUGUGCUCGCGAAAUGUCGAAUGCUUCCCACCCUUCUCGAGAGCUUCAUCGAGAACAUGCGACAACGACAGCACCUCGUAACGCAAGAUGUUGUAGAGCGAAUGGCACAGUAUGAGGCCACAGGAGAUCCUGACAUCAUUGGGCGACUUGUUCUUCGAGUUGCAGAGUGGUUCAGAGCAUGGGCCCCCGGUAGCGAACUUGGCCAGACCAUCACCUCCGCUUACACCGUUAGUUUCCAAACACACAUAUCCUCGAUCCUACCACCAACAUUCGCAGGCGGGUUCAAGCGGCUUAUCGCCGCAACAUUGACUGCACUAACCGAUCCGGAUUCACCGAACAUUCCACCAUCUGUGCACCACGAUAAGCUGUGGUAUUCGUUCGAGCUGCUUGGGCUCGUUGAUCGUUAUGAGUCACUCGUUGCGAGCGUCUGCUAUGAACAUAUAGAGAAGCAUGUCUCAGACACGUGUGCAGGCAAGUGGGACGAGCCUAUGCUGUCGAAACUGAGGGGGUGGAUGGCGGAGAAAGUUGUGCCGUGGAUGUUACUACCUUACGCACGAGGUGCUAAAAGCGCUGAGGAGGCGAAGUCCAUGUUGCAGGGUGUGGGCUCCAGAUUCGAUUUCCAUGUUUGCAAGACGCUUUGCGAUCUUAGGACUAAGGAAAUGUUCGACAUCAUUGUCGACUACCCAGAAUCCACAAGUGCACUACAGGAUCUCAAGGAGUGCCUCCAGCGAGUCGACCAGCGCUCACAUCUGGUCAACUCGCUACGGCGGGCAAACAAACGACGGCUGUUACAUCCCGGUGCAGAUACACGCGAUAUUCUGACCCAAUACGUGUCCAUUAUCCGAUGUUUGCGUAUAGUCGAUCCACCUGGCGUACUACUGUUCAAAGUAGCAGAUCCUAUACGACGUUACCUUCGUGAUCGACCUGACACCAUCAGGGCGAUUGUGGCGAGCCUCGUCGGAGAUGGCGAGAGUGGCGAGAGUCUCAUCGAUGACAACGAGCCAAUACAACCUCUACAGAGCGUCCAGGUCGAUGACUAUAUGGAUCCCAACUGGGAACCAGAACCUAUUGAUGCAGGACCAGAUUUCCGCACGAACAAGCCCAGUGACGUGAUCAGCACACUUGUCAGUAUCUACGACUCGAAAGAUCUGUUCGUCAAGGAGCUACAGGUUCUGCUCGCUCAACGCCUUUUGGCUAUCACAGACGGCAACUUCGAGAAAGAGCGUCGGAAUAUCGAAAUCCUCAAGAUUCGCUUUGGUGAAGCUCCGCUGCAGGUGUGCGAGGUCAUGUUGAAGGAUAUGACGGACUCUCGCAGGAUAGAUCAGCAUGUUCAGUCACAGAAGGAGUCCAUCAUGCAUCCAACCAUUAUCUCACGCCACUUCUGGCCACCAUUGCAAGCCAGCUUGUUCGAGAUGCCUGGACAAUUCAAAGACAUUCAAGCAGGAUAUGCGCAGGAAUACGCAAGGUUUAAACCGGAUAAGAGGCUUCGCUGGCUGCCCCACUUAGGCACGAUACAGCUAGAGAUCGAGCUAGAAGAUCGGACCAUCUCGGCGAAUGUACCUCCCCUAGAAGCCGCUUUCAUUGAACUCUUUUCCGCGAAAAGUACUUGGACCGUGGACGAGCUGGUGGCGCGCGUAGGUUCUACAGAUCGAACGGCCGCGUUGAAAGGUCUUUUGGCAUGGGUCGAUCGGGGCGUCUUGAAAGAACACGAAGGCGAGAAGUUUAUAUUACUCGAGACAGCAGACAGCAGUGGCGAAGCCAAUAAGCCUCCAGGCUCGAGACCUGUCGUAGAGGAGCAACCUCCUGUGGUCACCGUUCAGCAGCAGCAGGCAGAGCAGAUGAAGGUGUAUUGGCAGUUUAUCAAGGGUAUUCUCACCAACUACGGGUCCGCGUCGAUUGAUAGGAUCCAUACGAUGUUGAAGCUCGCGCCUGGAUAUGAUAGAACUCCGGACCAGAUCGCUGCGUUCAUGGAUGCUGCAGCCAGGGAGGGGCUUGUUACAGCCUCUGGAGGCAUGUGGAAGCUCAAGCGAUGAGUUCUGCUUACAUAUGUGUCGUUGAUGGUCUCUCGCUGGGAUAUUGGUGAUGACCGGGGCUUGAUUUUUUGCCUGCAUUGUUGUUUUCAAUAGGACGGAUUGCUCGCUUGUGUGUAUGAUACCAGCAUGAAUGUCAAUUACCGCAUCAUACACAGAUUUUCGAAACGUGCUACGCCGGACAAUAUGACCAACGGCUGAACCGUGGAUUC